This is a messenger RNA of Cygnus olor (mute swan), 2697 nucleotides long. It is a transcript of the gene UBL3, whose product is annotated as ubiquitin like 3. Gene Ontology annotation, molecular function: protein binding. NCBI's taxonomy places the organism in Eukaryota, Metazoa, Chordata, Aves, Anseriformes, Anatidae. The record is from RefSeq and is a predicted model, not a curated record.
AGGGAGGGCUGAGGAGGAGGAGGAGGAGGAGGAGGAGGAGGCGGCGGCGAUGCGAGCGGAGCGCUGAGGCUGCGGGAGGCGGCAGCCGUUGAACGCCCCCCCCGGGUCCCCGCAGAGCGCUGAGGGGAGGCAGCGGCGGGCACGGGCAGCGCCUGGGGAGAUCCGGCCCGAGCCCCCCGGGAUCCAGCCUUACCCCCCUCCCCGAGACCCCCGGGAGCCACCCCGAGCUGCCCGCCGGCCGGGUGUCCGCGGCGCUAAUGAAGGAGGUGACCGGGACGCCGCAGCCCUCGCCGUGAAUCACCCCGUCGUUAUUCGCCGAGGCCGGCGGAGGAGAAGGAAGAGAGAAGGGAGAGAAGGCGUGGGGGGGGAGGGAGGGAGGGAGGGGAGGGAAGGGAAGGGGGUGUGCGGGCAGAAAAAGCCCCGCACGCAGCCCCGAAGCCCGCAGGCGGCCCCCGGAGCCCGUGGGCAGCCCAUGUCGCCGUGCGGUCCUGCCGGCCCUACCUGGCACCGCCGGUGGUGACAAGGACCUGCUGCGUGGCAGCCCAGGACCUGCUACCUUUACAUAUAUAUAUAUAUAUAUAUAUAUAUUUUUUUUUUUUUUUUAAAAAAAAUCGGUUUUUCGGAAACCAUCAGGGGGGAUCUCAAGAUGUCCAGCGGCGUCCCGGCUGAUAUGAUAAAUUUGCGCCUCAUCUUGGUGAGCGGGAAGACGAAAGAGUUCUUGUUCUCACCAAAUGACUCUGCUGCAGAUAUUGCAAAGCACGUGUACGACAACUGGCCGAUGGAUUGGGAAGAAGAGCAAGUCAGCAGUCCAAAUAUCUUGCGGCUUAUUUAUCAAGGGAGGUUUCAUGGCAAUGUGACACUAGGAGCAUUAAAACUUCCUUUUGGCAAAACAACAGUGAUGCAUUUGGUGGCUAGAGAGACAUUGCCAGAACCAAAUUCUCAAGGUCAAAGAAACCGUGAAAAAACUGGAGAAAGCAAUUGCUGUGUAAUCCUGUAAACCUUGUUAGCUUUACCUGCUAAGUGUGAUGUAAUAUAGUCUUUGUCUUUCAUGCUGCUGGAAUAGAAGAGGCCCUACCUUGCUUCAAACACCUGUAGGAAGAGCCUGUCUGUAAAUCCAUGGAACUGAAAUAUUACACGAACACUGUCUCAUUAGUCUUUUUUUUAAGGAGAAAGAUCUAUGAACACUUUCAUUGUGUUUUUUUAAUUCCUGCUUUUUUUUGUUGAAUAUCUUACAGUAUAUCAGUUCUUGAACAAAUUUGAUCUCCAGAAAAAUUUGUGUUCUUUUCCAUAGCAGGAAUCAUUUUGCUACCACAGAAAUGUCCAUUAACCGGGUCUAACUAUAGUCAAGCUUUCUAGAUGCAAUUUGCACUAAAUAUGGUUGACAGUAUAUUUCUCAUCAACAAUCUUUAACAAUAUUUGAGAUACCUAGUAAUAACCUACAAUGUAUAAUGCAACACUGGAAAAUAGUAUAUCUAUAAUUAAAGUAAAUCUCACUUAUGGCCAAAUCAAAGGAAAAACUGUUAAGUCCAUUCUACCUGAGUCAACCUUGGUGGCCGAACUGGCACAGAAUACUAGCUAAACCAAGUCUAACUAUAUAUAUUUUCACUACGACAAACAAAAAACUAUGUGCCUGUAAUUUAAAAGCACUCUGUAGAGGGCUGAUGAAACUAAUUUUUUUCGUUACUGCGUGCACUCUUUAUCUCGUGUGUUAGGUGAGUGCUUAAUUCAGACAGCACAAACAAGUGCAGAGAGUGCAUUUCCUAGCCUUAAUAUGGGAGGGGUAAUUUCCUGUAGUUCAUAGGCUUUUAUUAUUGUGCAUAAAUGUUAGAAAACAUCAUUUACUAAUCAAUUUUAUGUAUUUGAAUAUUGGCAAUUGGUGUUUUUCAGUCACUUUCUCAUCUGUACCUUAGUGUCCAGUGUCAUGCUUACUCAUUAGAGACUUCAAAAGAAUUAUUAAAGUUUAAAAAGCAAAAAGAAAAACCUCUACCAUAGUACUAGUUUUGUUUCUUUACGUAAUCUGCAUUUGGUAUUAGUGCUUGCAAUUGUAUUAAAAUCAAAAGCUGAGUUUUGAAGGCAUACAUAAUUAAAAAGGAUGCCAUUCUUUUAUUUCAUAUCAAUAAUUUAAACAUUGAUAUGCUAAAGAAAUUUGCACAGCACUAAAGCAUGAGCUAGUUUCAUCUAAACCUGUAAAAUAAUAAUUAAAAAAAAUAAAAAAAAUAAAAGAUUUUAUAUUUUUUUUCACUGGGGAGGAAUUCUUCCUGGCUGAAAUUACAAAUAUGUGUAGAAUAUAUUUAAUAAAAAUCUUAUAAAAUACAUAACUAUAGAAGUUAAAUAUAGAUUGGCGUGUAGUAUAAUAGAACAAUAUUCCAUAUAAAUAGCUUUAGCCUUUAAAGAAAGUCACAGGUGACAUUGUGUUCUGUACUUAAGUGUCCACAACUCCUACAGAUGUUCUGUGUAAUCGUUUUUUCGAAUGAUUGGCAUCAUUCAAAUGUAAUCAGGUUAUUUUAUCCAUUGUUACUGCUUUGAUGAAAUGCUUUAUAUGCAGUAGAUUUACAAAAAUAUUGUUCAUACUGAUCAGAAUUAAAUUUGUAUAGAGCAGAGUUUUAAAACAAAUUGUAAAUAGCACUAAACAUUUUCUUUCUGCAACCUGUACUGAUAGACUCCUCUGUAAACUAAAUAAAAUAAUAUUGUAGUGCA